UCAUUCAUUCAGUCUUCCUCCCAAACAUUUUAUUUUAUUUUAUUUUUCCUUUUUAUCUUUAAUUAUUAUUAUUAAUUUAUUUAUUUGUAUUUUUUUUCUUCUUGUUUUGUUCCAACUUUCUGUUUCAAUUCAAGAAAUACAACUUCCUUCCUUGGGGCCUGGAAAAACGAAACAGAGUGAAAACUGAGAUUAGAUAAAGUGUGUGGUUAGGUUCCGCCAUGGGUGCGCUUGCUCCCAUCUCUUCUUGGAUUCCUGAAGACGACCUUUUACUCAAGAACGCCGUCCAGGCUGGUGCUUCUUUGGAGUCACUUGCUAAGGGUGCAGUUCAAUUCUCUCGAAAAUUUACUGUUCGAGAGCUGCAAGAUCGAUGGUUUACUCUCCUUUAUGAUCCAAUUAUUUCUGCGGAAGCAUCUGCUCAAAUGAAUGAGUUUGAGCGUUCUGCUUCAGUGCUUCCAUCGAAGCUCAAUAGGUUUGGAAAUUUAAAAGAUAACAACUGUGCCAUAGGGAAGAGAAAAUUGGACAGUGUUCGUAGCUGUUACUAUGCUUUGCGGAAAAGGAUCUGUAAUGAACCAUUUAAUUCCAUGGAUCUCAGUUUUUUUGUUGGCCCUACUGAUAGUACUUAUGCUGGAAAUGGAGAUGAGGCUUUAUCUGCAAAUUGCGUGCUUCAAGAUGCAGCCUCAAACCCUUUUGGGCUUGAGGUUUCAGAAAUGGUGACUUGUGCCUUUCCAAAUGAUCUGAUGGAUGCUGAUGGUGGGACAUUCCAUACUCUUCACACAAGUCUUGAAAACCCAACUGAAGAAACCUUUUCUGUUGACCAAAAUAACACCCUUGAAGAAAUUCCUCAGGUUCUCGGAGAAAAUAGGCCUUCUAUCUCCGGGCUUGAGGAGAUGGAAGAUCCAACAGAUUUGGCUGCCAGCUUCUUUGAAGGGGUUGAAAUACAAGCAAAAACAUCUCCUGCUUUCAAUCAAGAUGAUGCUGAUCAAUUGAACAUGUUUGCUGAAUUUGAUGUGAAUAAGGUCUUUAGUUCUCCUGUCUCAGGAUCUGUUACACCAUUUAACAACAUGGAGUUUCUAUCUCCACUUCCAGGGACACCAAUUUGGAAGACAGUGUCAACACCAGCUUUGUCAGUGGAUAAUUGUCUUGGGGACAGAGAUCUAUGCUCUGGAGAUUCUUUUCACCUUCCUGAUGAUUAUGGUUCUAGGAGUACAAGGACAUCUGACUUUGAUGUUCAUUCAGAAGUCAAAGUGAAAAUGGAAACGGCACCAGCUUUGUCAGUGGAUAAUUGUCUUGGGGACAGAGAUCUAUGCUCUGGAGAUUCUUUUCACCUUCCUGAUGAUUAUGGUUCUAGGAGUACAAGGACAUCUGACUUUGAUGUUCAUUCAGAAGUCAAAGUGAAAAUGGAAACGGCCUAUGGUAAUUUUCAAGUUCAUAAUGGCACCGACAAUUAUUUGGCAGAACUAUCCAAUUCUCUUUUAAACUUCAAUGAUGAAGAGCUCUUGUGUAUGACUUCUGAUGGAAGAGAUAUGAUUGAUAGGUCUUACUAUGAUGGUCUAAGCUCUCUUUUGUUGAGCUCACCAAAUGAUGUUGGUCAAGAUCAAACGACCAAUAUAACAGAACUUGAGACAUCUAUAGCUCCAGAUAUGUGUACUGCGAAUGAAUCUGCUCCAUAUCACGGAGAGCUGCAUGAUGAUACUGAGUGCCGUGAAGGUGAUGAACAAAUAUCAUUCAGUUCUCCAAGCCAGAUGCAAUCAUCUAUAUUAGCCUCAAACCUUCAAUUUCCUGAAUUAAAAGAUGGAGUUAUUUGCUGUGUAUUAAAUACUGAGGACCCUGAAGUUCCAUGCAAUGAUGAUGUUUUUAUAUCAAAUCAACCAACAGUGAUGUCGUCCACAGCAGAAGCAAAGCUUCAAGAAACAAGUGGACCACUUUCUUCAUCUAUUAAGGAUUGCAGUAGUAAUCAACGAACUAGUGAUAGAGGACCUAGCUUAAUGCAUAAAGAAAGAAAAACUCCUAGAGAGUCUCAUGUGAUGGGAUCACAUGUUUUACAAGAAAUGGGUCUGAAUCCUUCAGCUGGUAGUUUUGGGGUUAUGUUUGCAGCUUCCAAGUCUGACUCGGCUAGUAUGGCAUCUAAGGUUGCUAGUAUUGGUUUAAAUUCUGCAAAUUCAAGUACAAGGACACUCCAAGAGACUCUGAAGGAAGAGAUCAGAGAAUUGCCAAUGGCCAAGCAUCUCAACUCAACUGAUAUCUCUAUUGAGAAACCAGCUUUUGGCUCUGCGAGCUUUAAAAGCUAUCCACACGGAAAUGCCAUUGCUAUCGAGGAGGAACAUGAUGGGUUCAGAGAUCAGGAGUCAAUACAGGCUGAACUGACACGCAUGAAUUGUACUGUUUUUAAACCACAUUUAGACAAUGCAACAGCUGAGCAUGAUGCAAUGCUUAAUUACAGUGAAGAUGACAUACCUUGUUAUUCAGAUGUUGAGGCAAUGGUGCUUGACAUGGACUUGGAUCCAGAUGAACAGGACUUGCAUUCUAGUGAAGAAGUCUCAAGAUAUCAGCAUGAGGAGACUAAGAGGGCAAUCAUACGGCUGGAGCAGAGUGCUCAUUCUUAUAUGCAACGAGCUAUUGCAUCUCAUGGAGCACUUGCCAUUUUAUAUGGGCAACACUCGAAGCAUUAUAUUAAGAAACCCGAGGUUUUGUUAGGUAGAGCAACAUUUGAAAGCCCUGUUGACAUUGAUUUGGGAAGAGAGGGUAACUCCAACAAGAUAUCCCGGAGGCAGGCUAUUAUAAAGAUGGACAAGAGUGGAUCUUUCUAUCUGAAAAACCUUAGCAGCAGGUUUUCAAUAUCUGUGAACAGUAAAGAAGUAGGCCCUAAGCAGAGUCUAAACCUGAAUUCCAAUUGCUUGAUCGAGAUUAGAGGGAUGUCAUUCAUAUUUGAGAUGAACCCUGCUCGUGUGAAAAUGUAUCUGGAUAGCAUAAAGACUACCCAAAUCCAAGAGGGCCAAUUAUAGUAUACUGGAGGUGCAAGGAAUGGAAUUUCUCAUCAGAAGGUGCUCUUUUUUAACUUUUCUAACUGCCCUUUCUGGGUAAUGUAAGUAUGCUUUUCAAUAUGUAACUAGUCUACUGAUGUUAAGUGAGAACUUAUUCCUUUCCCACCUUGAGUCGAGGGAAACAAAAGAAAGAAAGAAAAAUAUAUCAAGGCAAUAUCUUCACAUUUUCUUUAUUCCAAUCAUUCAUGAAUUAAUGAAUAUCUUCAUAUCCAGAAGUUAUUGUUAUUGAUGAAAGACGUAGAUUGAACAA
Cannabis sativa is the source of this 3291-nucleotide messenger RNA. RefSeq lists its product as uncharacterized. Gene Ontology annotation, biological process: positive regulation of transcription by RNA polymerase II. Lineage: Eukaryota; Viridiplantae; Streptophyta; Magnoliopsida; Rosales; Cannabaceae. The record is from RefSeq and is a predicted model, not a curated record. Gene Ontology annotation, molecular function: G-quadruplex RNA binding; protein binding. The transcript has 7 exons. Gene Ontology annotation, cellular component: MLL1 complex; Ino80 complex; NSL complex. The coding region runs from base 219 to 3002 and encodes 927 amino acids.